Messenger RNA from Contarinia nasturtii (swede midge), 586 nucleotides. RefSeq lists its product as uncharacterized. NCBI's taxonomy places the organism in Eukaryota, Metazoa, Arthropoda, Insecta, Diptera, Cecidomyiidae. Gene Ontology annotation, cellular component: membrane. Gene Ontology annotation, biological process: sodium ion transport. Gene Ontology annotation, molecular function: sodium channel activity. Bases 35 to 586 code for a protein of 183 amino acids. The record is from RefSeq and is a predicted model, not a curated record. The transcript has 3 exons.
GUCCCUUUCAUUCAAAUUGUGUCGGGAUUCAAAUAUGCACGGCUUCAAUCAUAUAGCCAACAGAAAUUAUACUGCACCCGAAAGAUUCAGUUGGCUACUUUUGGUCAUUUCCUUCGCCUACUUUGCGUUUUCAAUUUGCUUCAAACAAUUGGAUCGAUUUUUAAACGAUCCCUUUGUGCUAACUUUGGAAACAAACUAUCACACCUGGUCGUAUAAUCUUCCGGCACUCACAAUUUGUACAGAUUAUCAGAAUGAACGUUUUAUUGCUGCAUUCUAUAAAUACACCACAAAUGUGUCGAUCGAUUAUUAUUCAAAAAGUUAUCAAGACUAUCAUUACGAUAUGAAAAUACUCGGAUCGAUAACGGCAGACAGCAUGCACAUCAUCGAUGAAUUUAAAAAUACGACAUCGUUACAAAACCUCAGCGGAGAAGAAUUGUUGGAUGUCGUGACAUAUUUGAAAGCAAGCUCCCCAUUUAAUGACAUCUUACGUGCAACGUUGACUCCAACUAUAACAGAAGCUGGCAUAUGUAACGAGUUCUCUGAAAUUCAAAAAUAUUUCUUGACGAAUUUCACAAGGAAAUGGUAA